Moneuplotes crassus is the source of this 2294-nucleotide messenger RNA. Lineage: Eukaryota; Ciliophora; Spirotrichea; Euplotida; Euplotidae. The record is from the annotation of a GenBank genome assembly.
AAUAUAUUAAAAAUAUGGCUACUAUUCAGCUGAAUUUUACCACAGAUUUUGAGACCAACCAGGAGAGCGAAGAUGCCAAGCAGAUUGACAUUUUGAAGGAGCAGAUCCAGGCUAUAGCAACUUGGGACAAGGGCCAUCAGACAUUUCCUUAUAGUUUUAACUUUAUUAUUCAAAUCGUCCGUGAAUUGACACUCUGAUAUGAUAUUUAUGACGAAAUUAACCAAAUCCUGACACAAGGUAUUAAAGCUUGUGUUAACAACGAACGGUUUAUCAUGAACAGAAGUGAAGGAUACACCUUAUUGACCAACCAGAUCAAUGCAUAUAAGAUUUUGUUUUCAUAUUUCGAGAAGAGUUGGGCAGUAGAAACUUCUGACUCUAUUCAGGGAAUCUAUAUUAGAGAAUUACAGAACAGUAUUAGUGAAGAGAGUUCUCAAGAGAUGAUCCAAGAAUUACUUAAAAUCAUCGCUGAAUUUAGAGAAGUCUCCCAAAGAUCCAAAUUUGAAGAAGCUCAUAAUAUCACGAUGAUAUUAAUCGAUCUCGGAAAAUACAAAGAAUAUUUUGAGGCUAUUCUCAAGACUGAGACGGGGAGAUACUACUCCAAUAAAGCUAGGGAAAUAUUCAAGGAGCAACCCUUUGAUAUUCAUGACUACAUCAAGUUCAUCGAAUCUUCUCUUGAGAAGGAAAGAAUCAUCUGUAGCCAAAUGCUAGUGGGGAGUUCAGAAUACCUUAUCAUCGAGACUCUUCAUAAAGAACUAGUUGAGAACUACUAUAAAAUCUUACUCGAUGAUGGUCUUAGAGUUCUGAUCAAAAACAAGUCGACUUCUGAGAUCUCAUGACUGUAUAGAUACAUCUCGAAAGUGAACCUGCUGAAGGAAAUGUUUGACUCUUUCCAGCAAGCAAUUUGUGAUUAUGGAGUAGACAUAAUCAAAAAGCAAACAGACGACGAAGAGGAGAUGAAUGAUGUUGGCUCAGCCCCUGCUGAUUCUCAGAAGAACCCUAAGAAAAUUAUUCCUGAACUGAUUUCAUUGAGGAAAGCUACCAAAGAAAUUUUGGAGAAGCUUGAUCGCCAAUGUGACUCUCAAGAACACAGAAAUGAGUUUAGGAAAGCAGAAAAAGGGGCAUUUGAGAAGAUCUGAGAAUAUAACUCGGAUCUUAUAGCAGAAUAUCUUGCUAAACUCUUCGGAUUCUACCUCAACAAGAACUCAAAAAUGAAAACUCCAAAGACAGACCAGCAGAUAGAGGAAGAAUUAUUCAUUAAUUUGAUCGAAAUGCUCAGAUGUAUUAAGUCUAUUGAUGUCUUCUCCCAUUUCUUCAGAAAGGAUAUGAGCGCAAGACUCUUGUUCAGGCAAUUCAGAAGCGAAGAGCUAGAGGAGAGAAUAAUGGCUUCAUUUUUACAAGAGUGAGGUAAAAAUUACAUCAAAAAGAUGCAGUUGAUGCUUUCUGAGGUCAAAAAAGAAAGUUUAAAAGAAGUAGAAAGCAUUGUGAGUGAUUCCAUGUCUUCUAACUCAAAUCCUAAGCUCCAGAAUGAAGGAGUUAUAGAAGAAAAUAAGAAGGAAGAAGAUUCUGUAUUUAAGUGCCAGAUUCUAUCCCAAAACAAUUGGUCUUUGCCUACAAAAUCCAUCAUAAAGAUACCCAAGGAAGUUAUGGAUCAAGAGGAUGCAUUUUCUGCUGUUUAUACUGAGAAAUUUAAGAAGAAGAAACUCAUUUUUAACUACACUCAUUCUACUUGUAUUAUUCAGGCCAAACAUUUGUCAGUUCCAUUCGAGAUACAUACAAGCCAGAUUUUAGGCCUAGCGUUACUAAACUUUAAUGAUAAACAUGAGAUUGAACAGACUGUUGAGCUUCAGCCUUACUUAAAACUGUUAACUCCUUUGUUAAUUGAGGGACCAAAGAAACCAGGAAAUGAUCCAAACUACCUUAUAGACACAGCUUGCUAUGUUCUAAAUCCAAACUAUAAAGUCCCUGAUACAAGAAAGAUUACAAUCCUGAGAGAAGCAACAGAGGAUGAUGAUAGAAGGGAAGGUGAUUCUGAGAGUGCCAAAUCUGAAAUAAUAUCCAAGAUCAACGAAAAUAGGAAGUUCCAAAUUAUGGCAAUCAUGGCAAGAAUUUUGAAGAGAGCAAAGAGGUUGACUGAGGAAGAGUACUUCGCAAAGACUCUUGAACAGACUACACUUCCUAUGACUCAAGAACUCUUCAAUGAAACAGUGGCUUCUCUUGUAGACAGAAUGCUAUUAAAAAUUGACCAGAUCACUCAUGAUGAUAAGUCAACAUCUAAGAUCUUUUUAUACAUCUAA